Molecule: messenger RNA, 943 nt
Organism: Meloidogyne enterolobii
Lineage: Eukaryota; Metazoa; Nematoda; Chromadorea; Rhabditida; Meloidogynidae
Source: the annotation of a GenBank genome assembly
UCAAUUAACUAAAAUCAAACAAAAAUUAAGUUUAAUUAAAGACUUAUUAAACGCGAAUUUGUUUAAAUUUCAACAAAUAAAAGGCAAGGUUCAAAAAUUUUUGUGGACUAUAACCAUGAAAAAAGCAAUAAACGAUACAAUUCAACGAGUGUUGAUGGUCCCUCCAACACAUUUUACAGUCAAAUAUUCAAUAAAUCCGUGGAUGAACGAAAAAAUAAAAGUAGACAAACAAAAAGCAAUGGAACAAUGGAAUUUACUUAAAGAAUCAAUUGAAAAGGAAGGUGUAAAAGUUGUGACAUUAAAUCAAGUGGAAGGACAACCAGAUAUGGUUUUUGCUUGUAAUAGUGGACUUGUUCACAACAACAAAAUUUUUCUUUCAAAAUAUCGACACAAAGAAAGGACUGGAGAACAAAAAUAUUUUGCUGCUUUUUAUAAGCAAUUGGGACUUCAAUUAUUUGGAGAAGAUUAUCCAGAAUUUUUUGAAGGUGGAGGAGAUGCUGUAUUUUCUGAUAAAAAUACUUUGUGGGCAGGUUGGGGUGGACCUCGGACAGACAAAAAAGCAUAUGACAAUAUACGUUUAAUGGGGGGAAAUGAUUUUGAAAUUAUUUUUUGUGAAUUAAUUGAUCAACGUUUUUAUCAUUUGGAUACUUGUUUUUGCCCUGUUGGGGAAAAUUCAGCUUUGUGGUUUCCACCCGCAUUUUCAAUUGAAACUAGAGAAAAAAUACAAACAAAACUUCCUCAAGCAAUUUCUGUUAGCGAGGAAGAAGCAUUAAAUUUUGUUUGUAAUGCUAUAAAUAUUCGGAAAAAAGUAAUUUCACCAAAAGGUGUUUCAAAACAAACUUUGGAAGCUUUAACUUGUUUAGGCUAUUCUCUUGAAGAAGUUGAAAUGAGUGAAUUUAUGAAGUCUGGAGGGGCUUGUCAAUGUCUUGUAAUGAAAUUAUGA